AUGUCAACGAGCAAGAGAUCUCUCGAGGAAAUAGACGCACAGCCGAAGAAGGCGAGAUUUGCAGAGAAAGAUAAGCCAGAGAAGAAUAAUCCAGACAGAGAUUUGGACACCACGCAGGAUCUGGAGUACAAGAAGGGGCGCCGCGGGGCUAUCAAAACAGAGGGUUAUGAUUCAGACAGCUCAAAUGAGGGCGGCGAGUCAGUCGUGCGGUCGCGUCACAAACCCGCUGACAACGACGACGAUGAUAUGUUUGGCGAUGGUGCGGACAAGCCACAACAGCCCAGCGAAACGGAGAAAGCUAAACCACUCUCGCUCGGUGAUAUAGAGGGUCAGGAAUUUGGCGGGUACGGUGAUAAGAAUACGGCAGAGAAUAGCGACGGUUACAGCUCUCAAGAAGGCGAGGAGGAUGAGAUGGGUGGCGAGCUCAGCGCUUUCAAUAUGAAGUCUGAAAUGCAGGAAGGUGAUUUUGUCGACGAUGGUACGUAUGUCGAGAAACAGCGCGAUCCACACGCCAUGCAUGACGCCUGGCUUGAUAAUUCCGAUAAGCAGGCACGUAAGAGAGUGCGCGAUGCACAUAAGGAGAGGUUGAAAAAGGAGCGGGAGGAGUAUGAGCGUGUAGAGGCGCAGAACGCACAAGGAGGAAGGAAAGAGGAGACGAUGAUGGCGCUGGCAGAGUUCACACAGCGUGGAGAGACUGUUCUCGAGGCACUCCAACGACUAGGCAAGGAUAGGGAAAAAUCUAAGAAAAACGGAGCUCAAGAGCUGAAGAAGGCGAGUACUCAAGUGGAGAAGUUCACAGAACUCGUCAACAUAAUGGUGUCAAUUGGGGUGAAUGAGGUGUAUGAUUGGGAGCACGAGCAAUUUGUGAGAGGAGUUCGGAAGUCAGGCUAUGUCAACGAGAAUUGGGUGCCUAGUCACUAUCAACAGAAGAAGACAGAGACAGUGGAUGACGAUAGCACCAAUGAUAGCACCAAUAACACAAACGAAACACUAUGGGAAUACAAACAGUCACCUAAUUAUAUAGCCACGCUGCCGCCCGCUCAACGACCGGUAGAGGUACAGGUAUUUGGGCCAUUCAAACAAACAGAACUGCUUAAUUGGGUUCAUGGAGGACAUCUUGGACCCGAAGGAUCAUUCAUCAAAGUGCGAAAGGCAGGGGAGACAGCAUGGGUCGAUUGCAACGAGAUAUUCUAA
Wallemia ichthyophaga EXF-994 is the source of this 1194-nucleotide messenger RNA. RefSeq names its product LIN1-like protein. Bases 1 to 1194 code for a protein of 397 amino acids. Lineage: Eukaryota; Fungi; Basidiomycota; Wallemiomycetes; Wallemiales; Wallemiaceae. The record is from RefSeq and is a predicted model, not a curated record. Gene Ontology annotation, cellular component: U5 snRNP. The transcript has a single exon. Gene Ontology annotation, molecular function: protein binding.